CGCCGAGCUUGAAGCUUUCGGCAGCGGCGGCCGUGAGYAGCGAGCCGGGCGUCGAGAGGCGCUCGGCCCCUCCACGGCGGAGCGUCCCCGCCGCCCGCGGCGCAUAAGGCCAAGGCUUUCCGACUUCAGCUACAGUGCUAGCUAAGUCGGGGAAGGCAACACGGAGUGAAGCCGCGCGUCCCCCCUUCUCUCGGCACCGGGCAGCGGCGGAGCGGGCCGGCAUGGCGCGGGCAGCGGAGCCGGAGGGCCGGCGGCGCGGCGGAUCUGUGAUUGCCUAUUUUACGUCUGCAAAGUUUCUUCUUUAUCUUGGACAUGCACUGUCCACUUGGGGAGAUCGUAUGUGGCAUUUUGCUGUGUCUGUAUUCCUGGUUGAACUUUAUGGAAACAGCUUACUCCUGACUGCCGUCUAUGGCCUGGUUGUGGCGGGAUCAGUUCUUCUCCUGGGAGCCCUUAUUGGAGACUGGGUGGACAAGAACUCCAGGCUCAAAGUGGCCCGGACAUCCUUGGUUGUGCAGAAUUCAUCUGUCAUCCUGUGUGGUGUUAUCCUGAUGAUUAUCUUCUUGUUCAAGACACAGCUCUUGACAUUAUACCAUGGAUGGCUUCUUACAUUGUGCUAUAUCCUGGUUAUCACAAUAGCAAAUAUUGCCAAUUUGGCCAGCACUGCCACAGCGAUCACAAUUCAGAGGGACUGGAUUGUUGUGGUUGCAGGGGAAGACAGAAGCAAACUGGCAGAUAUGAAUGCCACAAUAAGAAGAAUUGAUCAGUUGACCAAUAUCUUGGCCCCAAUGGCUGUUGGUCAGAUAAUGACAUUUGGCUCUCCRAUGAUUGGCUGUGGAUUCAUUUCUGGCUGGAACCUGAUGUCGAUGUGUGUGGAAUACCUGCUGCUCUGGAAGGUUUAUCAGAAAACCCCUACUCUGGCUCGCAAAUCUGCAAAAGUUGAAGCAUCAGAACUGAAACAGCUGAAUGUAAAGAAAGAGAGUGACAUGAAACCCGCUGAAGGAGUGCAGUUAAUUAUGGAGAAAGAUGUAAAUGGCUUUGAGCCCCAAGAGCAGAAGGAAGUCGGCUGCGCUGCCCGGAUUGCCGAACCUUUCAUAACAUUUCGGGAUGGAUGGGUUGCRUACUACAACCAGCCCGUGUUCCUCGCAGGCAUGGGCCUUGCAUUUCUCUAUAUGACUGUUCUGGGAUUYGAUUGUAUCACUACAGGUUAUGCAUACACUCAGGGGCUGAGUGGCUCUGUGCUAAGCCUGCUCAUGGGUGCCUCCGCAGUCACUGGAAUCAUGGGAACAGUGGCUUUCACUUGGCUUCGUCGCAAAUGUGGCCUCAUUCGCACGGGCCUUAUUUCUGGAGUCGCUCAGUUUGCUUGUCUGAUCUUAUGUGUCAUCUCUGUAUUUAUGCCUGGAAGUCCUAUGGAUUUGACUGUUUCCCCAUUUGCUGACAUCAGUGCCAGGCUGUUUGAAAAUGAGCCAUUGCCUACUAUAGCAUCUCCAGAAUCUGAAAUGAUUUUUGCAACUGGAAUGCCCAUCUUGUCAAAUGGGUCUAUUACUCCUGCUAACAGUGACCCAGAGAUGAGUCCUGAGCCCGUGCCUUUAGUCUCUGUUAGUCUCCUGUUUGCAGGAGUCAUUGCUGCUAGAGUUGGCCUUUGGUCCUUUGAUUUGACUGUCACACAGUUACUCCAAGAAAACGUCGUGGAAUCUGAAAGAGGCAUCAUAAAUGGUGUCCAAAACUCCAUGAAUUAUCUUCUUGAUUUGCUGCACUUCAUCAUGGUCAUCUUGGCCCCAAACCCUGAAGCUUUUGGCUUAUUGGUGCUUAUUUCUGUGUCUUUUGUUGCAAUGGGCCACAUAAUGUACUUCAGAUUUGCCCAGAAAAGUUUGGGAAAACAACUUUUUGUUUGUCACACUCCUGAUCCCAAAGCAGCCCCUGACAGUUCACCACCUGGUAAUACRUCUACUGUCUGAAAGGAUCCACUUCUCUCACUAACUUUGCUUCACAAAUAUCAUGGUUAAACACAUAUACUUUUGUGACCCUGUCUGAGGUGUUUCUCUAGAGUUGAAUGCUUAACUUAGCUGUUUGGGGAAGCUGUCCCAAGAGACAAAAUUCUUAUUGCAGUGACCCUGUAAAAAUGUUUCAUGUUUAACAGAGGACAGCCUAGUUKGAUCUCGACAGUUGCUGUAUCAAAGGAUCCCCACAGGUCAUGUGUGUGGUGUUUGAUCACAAAAAUACUGGUCAAGUUCCAUUGCUGACCCCCACAGUGAUACUGUUAAGUGGUUAUACAUACUCAGCUUACUCAUGAAUUCUGAAUUCUUGUAUUCAUUGAGUAAAAUCAGGUUCUGUUAUUUUUUUUUAAGUUACUUUAGAAUAACUUUUUAUACAGUGUUUUGUUGCUUGGAGUUKUCUCCAAUAUUUCUUUACCAUGAACAGUUCUGCUCACUUGUCUUCUUAAACUGGUAUAAACAUCCUCCAUAAAUAUGGGACUUUGAUGCUUGUGGGUUCCUUCUAACUCACAAUAUUCAAUGAUUCUUUUUGGAUGCUUCAGGUGGACUAGAUUUUUUUCCCCAAAACCUUUAUAGAAUUUUAUGUUUUGGUUUAACUUUAUGGAAACACCUUUGCAGGUUUUUUGCAUGUUUCCUUACAAUUUAGACAAAUAUUAGGUACAAGAUAUUGUAUUACACUUUUGUUGCACUUCAUAGAGUAGAACAGCRUCAUUUAGCAGAAGCUAUUGAUGUAAUAUUACAAAGCAUGGCUUUUUAAUUGCAAGUGGCAGGUUUGCUCAGGUUUGAUGUAGCAGAAAGUGCUAAGGUCAGGAGUACUGGUACAGAAAGAUAAAYUCUAGUGCUUACUUAGUUUUUGCCUCAGAGCACAAGCAGCUUUAGUUAAUUUUCCAAUAUAUCAGGCUUUAAUAGGGUUUCUGAAAACAAUUGCAUUUGAAAAUAGUUAAUAUUUUAUGCAAAAGGUGGAUUACUUGCAUUUAUCUCAUGUGUUUGUGAAUUUUGACUUUGUUCUAAAAUACCGCUAAACCAAUGAGAUGGUGGACUGAGAGGCCCUCUAAAGCAACUUCAAAACAAUGAAAAUGAUGCAUCCCUCUGUUCAAUAGUUCUUGCCCCUUUUUUGUUUUGUUUUUGUUUUUUUUUUACCCUGCAUGUGUACUAACACAGUACUUCCAUAGUCAUUAACCCUAUGUGCACUUUUGUGGAAACUACGCACUUUUGCUUUCCCAGUAGAGUUGAACCUGGUGGUGUUCUGAGUUUUCCYAUGGCUUGGCAGUCUGACUUCUAAAUUUAAAUAUUGGGAAAAUGUUUGUUUGCAAAAGAAGUAGUAUGUGAAAACAUAAUGUUAGCAACUUGUGAGAAGUACCCUCUGUAACUUUUAAAGGUUUUUUUUUUUAAAUUUUAGGUACUGUCCUUCACAGUCAUGUAUAUUGCCAGACUUCAGCCCUGGAAUGCAAGUGUU
Messenger RNA from Malurus melanocephalus (red-backed fairy wren), 3447 nucleotides. RefSeq names its product solute carrier family 40 member 1 (gene SLC40A1). The record is from RefSeq and is a predicted model, not a curated record. The coding region runs from base 222 to 1955 and encodes 577 amino acids. The transcript has 8 exons. Lineage: Eukaryota; Metazoa; Chordata; Aves; Passeriformes; Maluridae. Gene Ontology annotation, cellular component: basolateral plasma membrane. Gene Ontology annotation, biological process: iron ion transmembrane transport. Gene Ontology annotation, molecular function: iron ion transmembrane transporter activity; peptide hormone binding.